Molecule: messenger RNA, 2796 nt
Organism: Carassius auratus (goldfish)
Lineage: Eukaryota; Metazoa; Chordata; Actinopteri; Cypriniformes; Cyprinidae
Product: tyrosine-protein kinase SRK3-like
Exons: 8
Coding region: 617-2098 (493 amino acids)
Biological process (GO): protein phosphorylation
Molecular function (GO): protein tyrosine kinase activity; protein binding; ATP binding
Source: RefSeq, a predicted model, not a curated record
AUGAGCGUGCACAAAUUUUCAUAAACGCAAAUAUUUGCGGAGAUGUAAGAAUGUUUAAUGAUUAAAGGGCGAAUCUAAAAAUGAACACAAACGCUUUCCAGCUCCAAGUGUGCGCUUGCCUAGUGAACAGAUGAUCGCUCCACGGGAGACACGGCUCGCUCGCGGCCAGCUGCACGCACUGCGAAGCGUUUUGCUCCGGAGCGGAUAGAGGCACCGAGUGCUGCGGCGCACUGCACCCUCAUUAUAAGAGAAGAGGGGCGUCGUGGACGAGUAGAGCCGAGGUUUACAUGAAAAGAGGAUGUUCUUCAUCUGUGGUACUUCAACAGCAACAUCAUCUCCUCGUCUAAAUGUCUCAAUGAACUAUCCAACAUGUCUUUCCCGCGUACCUUUGUGAUCCAUCCCGAGACGGAACCGGUUUCACCUGAUCCUCCGCUAUGAUCGCGGCCAGCGCGUUGACUCAACAAAGGGGAUCCCGGUACAGAAUCGCUACGGACGGUCGGUCACCAUCGGUGAGGGACCCACACGCCUCUUUUAUUUUCAAUUUCAACCGUUUCGCUUGGUGGACAGCUUCCAAAUAUUCUGGCUACCCUGGAUUCCGCAGAAAGCGAGGGCUGGGAUGGAGAAGUGUUGUCGCAGCUGUAUGCCCUGUCUGAAGACGCUGUGGGACUGCAUAUGGCCCGAGUUUUACUAUCCGAGCAUGCCUCGACCGGCCGAGAUCCGCACGGUUUCGGGUGAUAUCCGUGUCCCGGCUCCGAAGAAGAAACCUGCGCAGCUGUACGCGGCGCUCUUCGACUUCGAAGCCCGCAGUGAGGAAGAGCUGACGGUGAAAGAAGGGGACAAACUGUCUGUCAUAGAAAAGAGGGGAGAUUAUGUACUUGCCAAGAAGCUGACGGGGUCUCUGGAGUCCGGACUGGUCCCUGCUAAUUAUGUGGCCCUAGUACAGGAUGAAUUCGCUAACUACAGAUGGUACUAUGGGAACAUAAACAGACAAAAGGCUGAGAAGCUGCUUCUGAGUUCACAGAACAAAACCGGCUCCUUCCUGGUGAGGAUCAGUGAGAGCCACAGCGAUGAAUAUACUAUCUCCGCCAGAAGUGAAAAUAGUGUCUUCCAUUUCCGUAUUCAUCGCUCAGCGAUUGGUGCUUACUUUGUAUCUGACAAGAUCUCUUUUGGUACUCUGGAUGAGCUCAUCAGAUACUACCAGCAGAACUCCAGAAGUCUGGGAUGCCCCUUAGACCAGCCAUGUGAACAGCAAAGGGAGCUAUUUGACAUGGAGCCAUGGGAGCGGCCGAGGGAGGAGUUUCAGCUGCUCAAGAAGCUGGGGGAGGGCCAUUUUGGGGAAGUCUGGGAAGCUGUCUGGAUCACAAAGACACAGAAAGUGGCCAUCAAGAUGCUCAAACAAGAGGACACUAAAUUGGAUGAGUUUGUGAAGGAGGUCCAUGCACUGAAAAACCUGCACCAUCCUAAACUGAUUGAGCUGUUGGCCCUGUGCACACGAGGGGAGCCGGUCUACAUUGUCACUGAGCUCAUGAGUAAAGGAAGUCUCAAACUGUAUCUUGCUUCACCCGAGGGUCAGGUGUUGACCUCUGCUCAUCUGAUCUACAUGGCUGGUCAGAUAGCAGAAGGAAUGGCGUAUCUGGAAGAUCGACACAUUGUCCACAGAGACCUUGCAGCUCGAAACAUCCUGGUUGGGGAAGACCUGGUGUGUAAAGUGGCUGAUUUCGGUUUGGCUCGCAUCAUUAAGGAUAGUGUGUAUACCGCUAGUAGAAACACUAAGAUUCCUGUGCGGUGGACGGCUCCAGAAGCUGCUCUCUACCAGCGGUUCUCAGUCAAAUCUGACGUCUGGUCCUUUGGAGUGCUGCUGUAUGAGAUAAUGUCACGUGGAAAGAUGCCAUAUGAUGGGAAGAAUAAUAAGGAGGUGUUGGAGAUCCUGUCAUCGGGGUACAGGUUACCGUGUCCAAAUCGCUGCCCUCCAAACAUCUACCGCAUUAUGUUGGAAUGCUGGCAGGCGGAGGCUUCAAAACGGCCCUCGUUCCAUGCCCUUCACAGUCAGCUGGAAAAUAUCUACUCCAGAAUCUACUUCAAAACCAUUGAGGUGUAGAAGAGGUGGACUGAAACAGAAGAUUCUGUGUGGACAGAAAGGAGAAUGAAGAAAAGACUUGCAUGGACAAAGUGCACAUACAAUGGACUCUUUUUGACUGCUUAUGCUAAUUAAGUUAUGUGCAAUAAUAAAUGCUUGUUUACGGAUUUUAAAGAGGAUAAAAGAUUAAUUGAGUUUGGAGGAGAGAAACAUGCAUCUUUUCUUACAAUGACCAGGCCAGAUUAUCUGUAGCACGUCAGCGAAUCUUUAUCAUGAGUGGAUCAAGAUGCCAAGCACUGUUAUUUACUGUCAUAAUAUCCGUAUUUUAGACUGCAGUUGAGUUGAUCUGGCUAAUUCAGAUUCUGUAGUAAUAGGAACAGGAGAUUAUUUGAUCUGAUGUUUUCAGGUCAGAGUUUAUGUUUACAAAAGACUGACCUGCCAGUACGGACAGGUGUCUUGACGGUGAAAUCUACGGCGAUUUUUAAGUUGGAUCUGUUGAGUGUCUUUAGCCUGUGUGAAGGCAGGCUGCACAAAUAACUGUACUAGGUACACGAUAUUGAAAUUAACACAGGAGCCAUAUGACAAAACUACCUGGGUAGGUGUCCUCAUGAUCGGUUUCGUAGAAAUCACAUCCAUGUCAGAAGUCAAUUGUCUUCCAAUGAAUUAUACAAGAUGAAUUCUUAAGAUAACUCUUGUAAAUAAAAUAUUUUUUCAGUAUA